UCCUUGCGAUGUUGGAACUCAUUUGGUCUCCCAUAACCAAGUCUUCGGCUUUCUCAUCUCUGCAGCUCCUCAAAGCCCCAAUUUGUCUCGCCAAACGAAAACCCUCGCAAAAUCUCUGCAACCCCUUUGCCCUUGGCAGCUUGAGACGAAAAUGGUGAACAAAAACCCAGAACUCCUCCCAAAGGUAGAGCACCCCGAACUGCUCCCAAAAGUAGAGCCAACACUCCCAAAAGACGCAAACAAGAAGAAGAGGAAGAAGAACCCGCAGAAACCAAUCUUAAUCUAUGUUGAUGCUGAUGGAAAUCCCAUUAUUGAUGGCCAAAAAUCUAUUUUAAUAAAGCAAGCUCUACCGAAUUCAGAAAUAAAGGCAAAUCCAGAGCCAGUGCCAAUACUCACAGCAGUCCAAAGCAAGAAGAGGAAGAGAAAGAAGAGCAAAACUACAGUCCCUGUUGAUGCGGCAAAGAAAGUUAAAGUUGAUGCGGAGCCAGAGCCAAUACUCACAGCAGUCAAAAGCAAGAAGAGGAAGAGGAAGAAGAGCAGAAACACAGUCCCUGUUGAUGCGGAGCCAGAGCCAAUACUCACAGCAGUCAAAAGCAAGAAGAGCAAAACCACAGUCCCUGUUGAUGCGGCAAACCAAGUUGAUGUUGCAGCCCAAGUUGGUGUGGCGGGACAAGAAGAUGCGGCAAAGAAAGUUAAAGUGGAUGCGGAGCCAGAGCCAAUACUCACAGCAGUCAAAAGAAAGAAGAAGAAGAAAAAGAAAAGCAAAACCAGAGUCCCUGUUGAUGCGCCAGCGCCAGUAAAAAGCAAGAAGAGCAAAACCAAAGCAUUCAAAAGCAAGAAGAGCAAAACCAAAGCAGUAAAAUUCAAGAAGAGCAAAACCAAAGCAGUCAAAAGCAAGAAGAGCAAAACCACAGAGGCAAAGAAAAUUGAUGUUGAAGGGCCAAAAUAUGUUGAAAUAUGUGUGAUAUGCCGGAAAAAAGGGCAUCUCAUCCCAACUUGCCCUCAGCUGAACGAAAAGAUUGUUCCCAACCUGAACCACAAUACUGAACAGAAAAAGGAAUCCAGGAAGAAGGGUUCUGCGCGCCCCCAGCCUCCUCAAGAUGUGAAAAUGAGGAAAGGCCAAGAUGACAGGUUACUUGUGACUGGUUGCGCUCUUCAGGUUGAUCCGAUGGCAGAUGAGACGUAUGGUGGUAAAGAAGACGAGUCCACUGUGAAACUGAAAGAGGGCCAAGAGGACAGGUUACUUGUGACUGGUUGCGCUCUUCAGGUUGAUCCCAUGGCAGAUGAGACAUAUGAUGGUAAAGAAGACGAGUCCACUCUGAAACUGAAAGAAGGACAAGAGGACAGGUUACUUGUGACUGGUUGCACGCUUCAGGUUGAUUCCAUGGCAGAUGGGACAUAUGGUGGUAAAGAAGACGAGUCCACUGUGAAAGUUUCACAAGAAAGUCAUGUAAAAUCAGAUAAAAAAACAGGAUCCUGAAGUAGCGAAUUCUGGUGCAUGAUGAUUUUUGUAAGAUGAAAUUCAUGGGAUUUCUUGUAAUUCCUUUUUGUUUAUGAUCGCAGUUGUCCGACAUGUCUUUGCUGUAUUGUGAACUUUUUCCCUGGAGUAGCUCUGACCAUUUACAUUACAUGGGUCUGAAAUUGUCAACCAUCCAGGUUCUUUUUCAUUGGAUACGUCCUCCUUGCGUGUUCUCUCCCGUAAUGCAAUUUCCAUAGUUAUUUAUUGUA
Molecule: messenger RNA, 1728 nt
Organism: Prunus avium (sweet cherry)
Lineage: Eukaryota; Viridiplantae; Streptophyta; Magnoliopsida; Rosales; Rosaceae
Source: RefSeq, a predicted model, not a curated record